This is a messenger RNA of Panicum hallii, 2367 nucleotides long. RefSeq lists its product as uncharacterized. Gene Ontology annotation, biological process: protein ubiquitination. Gene Ontology annotation, molecular function: zinc ion binding; ubiquitin-protein transferase activity. Lineage: Eukaryota; Viridiplantae; Streptophyta; Magnoliopsida; Poales; Poaceae. Gene Ontology annotation, cellular component: membrane. The coding region runs from base 1326 to 2189 and encodes 287 amino acids. The transcript is spliced from 8 exons. The record is from RefSeq and is a predicted model, not a curated record.
ACGUGCGUGUUUGUGAGCAUCUGUUUCUGUACUAUGUUUCUUAAAAAAUAGUUAUAGGUGGCUUUAUAUCUUUCCAAAUCUCCUGCAUCACUGUUUAACAAUUGCGAGUACGUCAGAGAGCGUCUUGCUAGCAUAGUUUUAGGCUGAUGAGGUGGAGCGGUUAUCCUACAUCUUGGCCUAAAAUCUAGCCCCCUUUUCUAUGCAUAAAUAAAUGACAUUCUUAUAAAUAUAAUUUCUUUCAAUAAUAAUAAUUGUUCUAAAACGAGCUGUUUUUCCUUGCUCCAUCAUAUUCAAAAUAUAUGUCCUUAGGACAUCAACACGAUCUACUGUGCGAGGAUUUGACCAAUAAUUUACAUGAAAAUAUGAUGCUUCUAAUAAUAAUAAUAAUUAAGUACAUUGAUUGUACCUUUCAUGGUGAUCUAUUAGCAUCUAUUAUAUAUUGUCAAAUUUAAAAAAAGUUUGACAGACAAAAAUUUUAAAACAACAACCUAUGUUUCGAACUGGAGGGAGUAUUAAGCACCAAAUCGUGAAACAUGCAAAAUAACUGUUGCGAAGGGCGGAAAAUGGUAUCAUCACCCGGUAGGACUAGAGAUUCCUCACAUCCGUCCGUAACAAGUCAUGGAGACGUGUACGAAAGUUGAGACUGGAUAUCUGGGCCCUAAUCCAUCAUGCAACACCUUUCUUCACACGUCAACUUCCCCGCUCCCCAACCCCAACCACAACUCCACAAAAUUUGUGACAAACGAACGAGGAUGUCAGUCUGUGAUGAACAUGGGCAAUGCAGCUUUGCCGUCAUACCACAACAAUGCUAAAUUUCUUGAUCUCAAGGGUCAGCUGGAUGCUUAGAGCAAUAUGGUAUAACUUGAGGACGCAAGUUUUUCUCCCCUGCAGUUGUGCUCAGCCAGUUGCUUGAGUUUCAGCGGAAAAGAAUUGCUUUCUCGGGUCAAUAAGCAACAUUUUGUUUGUUCUCGGUGCCUUGUUCUCUGCAUGCACUAACAAUCAAGCAUGUCAUCAGAGCAUAAGAUGUUUCAGACGCAAGCAAAGUCCAAUGAUAGCAAGGGACGCCUACUCCAUCUCUUGCUUCCCUGUACCAUUCUCUCAGUGCCUCAGAUAUCCAAACCUUUCGUUGCAAGCCUUCUCCUCCAGCUUGCUGCCCCCUUUUGCCUCUUGAUCGUUCUUAACCUCUGUUUUCUCAUGCUCCUCUAUCUGUUCCGUUGAGCAAAGAAAAAAAGGAGCUACCUUUGAGUAACCAUACAUAUGACAGAUAUCCUGCGAAAUCUCGUGCAUUAGAUAAUUUUUUUUGUUUCGAUCUUCCAAUUUCAGAGAUGGCGGACCAUUUCGUGGUAAUGGCGGGCCGAUUGCUCACGGAGUCGACUCUUCAGUCUGCCAUUGAUGAGGCCUCCGAUGCGCCUUCUUCCACAAUGACUGCGUGUGAUGAUGCCGCUGUUGAAGAGGGCAGGGCAACGAGUAGCGUCUUGGUAGAAUGCAGAAUCUGCCAGGAUGAUGAUGAUGAGGCCUACAUGGAGGCCCCUUGCUCCUGCAAGGGCAGCUUGAAGUACGCUCAUCGCAAAUGCAUCCAGAGGUGGUGCGACGAGAAGGGAGACACCAUAUGCGAGAUCUGCCUUCAGCAAUUUACACCGAAUUACACUACCUCUUCAAAGCUGUUUCAGCAUGGAAGAAACACGAUUUUCUUCAGCGCUCCUGGUUACAUUCAAGCACGGCCGUACGCUGACCAAACAUCUGUCACAUCAACAAGCUACGAGUACGACCGCCAGACUUCAACUCCUACAGGCGUAAUCUGCUGUCGCAUAAUCGCUAUAACCUUGAUGGUUCUCUUGGUCCUCCACGACGCCCUCUCGGUUCUCCUCGGCGACCAAGGCGCCUAUACCGUCGCCAUGCUCACUAACAGCGGGAGUCGUCAUACCGGUGUACAUCAUACUGGUAGCGGUUGCCGAGCUGCUUCAUCGGCGCAGCCGGCGGCAGGGUGUGCACGAGCAGGUUUCAGAAACUGUGGGAGCGGAGAGCGCGCAGCCGCAGCAGCACGUCAUCAGCAUCCAGUAGUGUGCGCUGGCUGCGGAACCUUCAACGAACUGGAACGAAGGACUGAGGUUCAGAUGAAAUUUGCCUGUACAGCUUUGCAAUUGUACAUAGUAGGUGUAUAUUUGGCUGCUGCCGGCAGCUUUGUAUAGAGACCAUUGUACGUGAUUACUCUCUUCAAAUGAAGGUGAAGUGGGCUUCCUGUGCAUAACUAGAUGAUGUACUAGCUGAGAAUCGAUUUGUCAAGCCGAUGCAGAGAAAAAUGGAAGGCGAAUUGACGGUUUCAUUGUUUGUGUAUGGGCGUGGUGCAUCAAAGAGCGUGUCAUGCCA